AAUUGCAGAUGUUAUGAGCGUCCUAUGGAGGUAUGAAAGAAAAAGAACAAACCCAGCACAUGCGUUCAAUUCGGAAGGGAGCGAAGCUUCGCGGGCAUCGGUCGACUAUCAGUCGACCAAAGAACUUGCGGCUCGGCGCUUACUCAACUUUCUGGGAAGACCUCUCCUAGCUUCGCUUCGUACUAAUUCCUCUACCACCAUGCCGUCCGAAGAUAAGCUUAGACUUGUAGCAUCAUCCACUUUGAAUACUCUUUUCUCUACCGGGAAGGCUGACGCACCUAUCUCCUCGUUUGAUCUUCUUACUCGCGUCAUAUCAAACGGCCCUCCCUCCGGUGUUCUCCCUGGCAAUGAACGACCUCCUAACUUCCGCUUGACACAAUUGGCUCUUUUUGAACACAUCUUAGACGAUAUCUCAGACAGCUGGGAAUAUGGACGAAUCAAGGUUUCUCGUGAUAUUGACACUGGAGAACUCACCGUCCUCGACGUUCGCCUUGGCGAGAGCCACACUGGUCAGAGACGUGUUGACGCCUCGCACGGUCGCAAGAGGAAACGAGUAGUAGACGAGGAUGCCGAUUCAGCUGCUGGCGACGAGGAUGAAGAAGAAGAAGAAGAGCGAAGUGAAGUCGCUCACAGAGGACCACCACCGAGUACCUUGGAUAGCCUCAGCAAAGAAAUGAAGGAGGUAUAUUCUUUGCUACAACGAGGUACCGCAAGAGGUCGUCUACUUGCAGAACAGUUCCAUUCAACCAACGGUAGCUUUGAACCUAUAUGCCCACAUAUCACCAAGGAUGACUGCGCCAAGGCGCGUAAGGCACUAAAUAUCUCUACCAGUGCAGGUAGCAUUUGUGAUCGCGUACAUUUCCGCCGUCUCAUACGACCGCAUACGGACCCAACAUUGGGCCAUUGUUCCUACUUGAAUACUUGCUAUUCAGAACCGACCUAUGCUCAGUCACCUUCAAUUCCUCCUCCUCCAUCUCAUCGGCAUACAGGAUUUGGUCAGCAGGGUGGUCAAGGACAGGUUAGUCUUCCAAGCGGGCUUGGAGCAGGUGGCCGUGGAAAGGAGAAGGCUCCCUGUCGAUAUUUGCACUUCGAGGUCGAUUGGGACGGCGGUGACGGCUCAGGGCAGCAGGACCAUCGACAAGAGGUGAAGAACAAGCCCUUUAAAUCAGGUAUUGGACUAGGACCUAGUCGAAAGGAAGCACCUCUUCUUCCCCCUCAGUGGAUUAAUUGCGACGUACGACGGUUUGACUAUUCCGUAUUGGGCAAAUUCCAUGUAAUUAUGGCCGACCCUCCAUGGGACAUUCACAUGAGCCUACCGUAUGGCACCAUGACUGACGAUGAGAUGCGAGCUAUGCCAAUACCCACACUUCAAGAUGAAGGAAUGUUGUUUCUAUGGGUGACAGGCCGUGCAAUGGAGGUUGGUCGAGAAUGUCUUCGGGUCUGGGGUUACACUCGUGUUGACGAGGUUGUAUGGGUGAAGACUAAUCAACUUCAACGGGUUAUCCGAACUGGACGAACCGGUCACUGGCUGAAUCACACCAAAGAGCAUAUGCUCGUUGGAGUGAAGACUGUGACGGAUGAAAAUGGCAAUCUCAAGUUCCCCUCGUGGGCUAACCGUGGUCUUGAUACCGACAUCAUUGUCUCCGAAGUCAGAGAGACGAGUCGGAAACCAGAUGAAGUGUACGGGAUGAUUGAGAGGAUGUGUCCAGGUGGACGCAAGAUCGAAAUCUUCGGCAGAAAACACAAUAUCCGCCCAGGAUGGCUCACAUUGGGAAACCAGCUCGGUCCUGACCAAAUUCACGAAGAAGAUAUGGCAGCGCGGAUUAGAGCAAGAUAUCCUGAACGAAUCAUGAAUGUUGGUCCUUCAUGAGACGACAUACCCAGUCAGUCCUUCGAAGUGUGCAUGGUAUGAGCUCAAGGACAGGGAUGGUAGAUAAUUAAACAACAGGCGUGAUUCGGAUGGUGUACGUUGGUCAGCAUCAUGCGUAAUGUCAAUCAUUGUUCUCUAGUUGGCCGUUUUAUCGUUGAUACUUGUCAGACUCAGGUUUUCCGAGUCGGUGUGAGUAUCUACGUCUGGCUAUCCAGCAAGCCUCAUGAACGAUAAACGAAGUAAUCAUACUUCCCGGCUCAAAGAAGCAAUGGCUGACCUAUUCUGAAUUGAGACCUGCCCCAGAACUGGUACGGUGAGGCGUGGUCAGCUUUGACAAAUGCUGAUCCCGAUAUCGUAUUCCGAUUCGGUACCUUCUUCCAUGACUUUGCCUCUAUGUUGGAACAGGGUGCACUUUCCAUAUUCU
Molecule: messenger RNA, 2294 nt
Organism: Somion occarium
Lineage: Eukaryota; Fungi; Basidiomycota; Agaricomycetes; Polyporales; Cerrenaceae
Source: the annotation of a GenBank genome assembly